AUGUCAUAUCUCCCUAUAGGAGGUGGCAGACGGGAUCCUCGAAUGGCGAGGGAGACUUCGACCACGUAUGGCUCAUACCCUCCCCGGUCAAUCACGCCGAGUCUCGCAAUUCCAAUACGCGAACGACGGAACAACGGCUACAACAAUAUGCCCUACGGGGCUCUCCCAACAUCCCGAUACGGCUCCAGUGCACCAAAGCCGGGUGACUCCGGCUUCUUGAGAGACGAUGACUACCCUCCCGGGUCCCGUAUGCGCACGGGCUAUGACGGGUACAAAGAAAAGGAGAACCAAGCAAAGGCAGCAAAUAAAUUCUAUGACACUGAAUUAAACCGUCGCGCCACCCCCUUCGAUAGGCGUGAUCCAGCACGAAGACUUUAUGGCCCGAUGCAAGAUCGCCAUUUGUAUACUGAAGACCAUGCGGCCAUGGUAGAACCAGCCAUGAGAGCAAGCGAAGCCGCGAAGCGUCAUGGAGAAGCCAGAGCAAGCUUCAAUGACGGAAAUAUUGGUCGCCUGACUAAAAGUCACUACAAGACCCAUAAACAAGCAGCGGGACAUGCAUUUAAAGCAGCGAAUAAUCACGCUGUAGCUGCACGUAGGCAUGCUGUGUUCUCUCAACUGGUUAGUUUCGAUGCCCUCCUCUCAAUUGUCUCUCAAGAAAUACUAAAGACAGGCUUUUCACACAACCAAGUGACCCAAGGGCCAAAGUCAUCUUCCCGCCUGGGCUAUCCAUCAAAAGCCAAAAGGCUCCCAAGCGUUGAAGGUCAGUCUAAUGGGACAAACAAGGCGGUCAAUACCAUUUCCCCAUCUCGCAAGAAGGGUCAUUGA
Messenger RNA from Uncinocarpus reesii 1704, 825 nucleotides. RefSeq lists its product as uncharacterized. Bases 1 to 825 code for a protein of 274 amino acids. The record is from RefSeq and is a predicted model, not a curated record. The transcript is spliced from 2 exons. NCBI's taxonomy places the organism in Eukaryota, Fungi, Ascomycota, Eurotiomycetes, Onygenales, Onygenaceae.